This is a messenger RNA of Cuscuta epithymum, 3048 nucleotides long. NCBI's taxonomy places the organism in Eukaryota, Viridiplantae, Streptophyta, Magnoliopsida, Solanales, Convolvulaceae. The record is from the annotation of a GenBank genome assembly.
GCCAAGUUGAAAAAUUCCCAAAUCACAAUUCACGGCUAAUUGCAAAAUAUCUUGCUAAGUAAAAAGUACUCUGUAUUCCUUAGGCGGCCGCACUAGAACUUUGUUUGCUUAGUUUGGAUUCCAGAACAGAUGAACUCCAAAAUCCGGAAGAAGAAUACAACCACAAAGGAAGCAAAAAAGCAAAGAAUAAAGGUUUCAGUUUAGCCGGAUAUAAUUCCUAAUACUAAUACUUAGUAUUUUUUCUGCGGAGGCCCCAUUGGCAUGUGAGGCCCAAGGCAUUUGCCUUGGCCAACUGCCCCUAAAUCCGCUUCUGCCCAAGGGCACCUGUAGACAUGGAGUCUAAAAGGUAUAGACUAAGAAGUGCUACUGAACUCAUUGGUGAAUAUUCUCAUACUUCUGAAAAAGAAGUUAGAAGAGCCUUGAGACGGAGUGGUCCACUCCUUGCGGGUUUAACCUGCACAGACUCUCUUCAGACCUCAUUUGACACACCUGGCGCAUUGUAUAAUGGCACAGGCGAGGUGGAAUUGAGGGAUGAAGAUGGCAAUAAGGACAAGGAUGUGGGUCACAUGAUCCUACUUGCUGGUUACGGAACAAAGACCUCAUUCAAAAGAAAAAAGGGAAAAAGAAAGUAUAAAAUAGAAAAGUACUUCAUCUAUCAGACGUCGUGGGGACCAAAAAGCGGCGGAGAGGGAGAUGGCUCAGGAAGAAUUGAAUUGAGAGCCCUGUCAAAUGUGAUAAAGCUGGCUGUAAAUUGCCCCCAUGUUAAGCUUGGGUGGCGGCGUGUCUUAAGAGGGAGACAGAGAGUCUGAUCAAAGAGUAAGAGUUAAAUGGAGCCCUUUUCCUGGAGAUUGUAAACAGUGAGAUUGUAAAGCCCUAGAUUAGAAUUAACUUGGUUUUGCUGGAAAGGGUGUUUUUUGCAUAUUCAUCUUAUGUGGCUUAAGUAUGCAUUCUGGACAUAUUAGUUUGUAAAGCCCUUUUCCUUUUUCUUAUCUCUGAUUACUGUGAAGUUUAUCUGUAUAACUUGCAUUUUCUCGUUUCUUUUGUUGCUUUGUUUAUAAUUUUUCACAUCUGGUUCCUCAAUUGAUUGGAGAGGGUUUUUUCGGAAGACAAAAUUUCCCAGCUGAGCAUAUCUCCAUGAAUACGGCUGAAGGCGCCACUCACACAAGGGUUUUGCAAAGAAGUAAAAUCCCGCCCUCUAUAUGGCUGAAAUGGAACAGGAUUGAUAAAAAGAUGGGGAAAGGAGGAUUUGGUCAACUGUAUGUGGGCCAUCCACACAUACAGGGGCUUUUUUUAAAAUGUGGAUGGUAAAAAGUCCAGGAGCUGUAGAAGUAGCUCUAAAAUUUGAGCACAAGAGCACGCAAGGAUGUAACUAUGGACUACCUUCUGAGUGGCAAGCCUGUAAGUAUGAUUUUUUUUUCCCUGGUUGUUGCUGAUUUUAUAGUGCUGAAAUCAACAUCCACUACUAUGUUUCUGUGCACUUGGUGGCAAUCAUGGUAAACCGUCUGUUCAUUGUAAAGGCCGCCAAGGUAAUGGAUAUGGUUGGUCCAAGUUUGCAGUGCAAGACUUUCUGGGAUAAGGAUGAGAAGCUAUGCAUAUACAUAACUUAUGUGUUGUUGGCGUGAAUGCUUUUCUUCCCGAUCUGCUUUCCCAUGCAUGGAAAUAAUUGGGUUGCACUAAAGAGAUAACUGGAUGAGCAUUUGAUAAUGAUAAUGAUGACAUUCAUCUUGAUAACGUGGGGUUAAUUGAUGAUGCUGACCAAAGAGAUUUCAAAGACAUGGGUAGUGAGGUUAAAUCCUUCUCAACAGAAUUAUGGACUACCUUCUGAGUGGCAAGCCUUGCAUUGGUGGCAAUCAUGGUUGGGAUAAGGAUGAGAAGCUAUGCAUAUACAUAACUUAUGUGUUGUUGGCGUGAAUGCUUUUCUUCCCGAUCUGCUUUCCCAUGCAUGGAAAUAAUUGGGUUGCACUAAAGAGAUAACUGGAUGAGCAUUUGAUAAUGAUAAUGAUGACAUUCAUGUUGAUAACGUGGGGUUAAUUGAUGAUGCUGGCCAAAGAGAUUUCAAAGACAUGGGUAGUGAGGUUAAAUCCUUCUCAACAGAAUUAUGGACUACCUUCUGAGUGGCAAGCCUUGCAUUGUGGCAAUCAUGGUAAACUGUCUGUUCAUUGUAAAGGCCGCCAAGGUUAUGGAUAUGCUUGGUCCAAGUUUGCAGAUUGGAGAAGAUGCGAUAACAAAAUAAGGAGCGGCCAAGGUGAUGAUUUGAUCCGUGCAUCUUGUUAAAGAAAUACACAUACAAUAUCGAUGAUUAAACUCUGAAGAUUUGAAGAUAUGGGAAAACAGGAAAAGGAAAUGUAGAGCAGUAGAAAGAAGAUGUACUCACAUUGUUGCUGAUAUAUAUGAUGGAAUCUCCACAUGAAGUUCGUCGAUUCUAUACCAAAGUCGCUGAGUUUUCCUUAUUCAGGAUAUGUUUUGGAGUUGUGAAGAUGUUGAGUAUUCAAGAGUUUACUACUUCCACGAUAAAAUGGACGAUACAAUUGAGGCAGGUGAGUGGUUGUCCAACAUUCAGGAACAACAAUGUUGCAAGUACAAUGGAGAGCAUUCUCAAGAUGAUGAGAUAUAUUUUGUGCCUGUAUACAGACUCAACACAGGAUUGAGAUGGACAAGAGAGUCGGGAAGUUUUGUACUGGACCAAUGUUAGUUCCUCCACAACAGCAAAUGUCACGAGUUGUUCAGCAAUUACCACCCAAUGUUAUAUAUGGCCAACCCCAACCCCAUCCACAACCGCAAGGUUAUCGUCCAGUUGGGUAUCAACAGUGACAACUUUCUGAGUCAAUCAUUUGUGGUUAAAAAAUUAUAAAAUUGAUUUGGAUUUAUACCUUUGAUCCUUUGAAAAUGAGGAUGGACUGAACCAUGUGUUCUGAAUUGUUCUCGAUAGGUUCCUAUCCACCUGCAUACAUGAUAGAUAAUUUGUGACUCAUUCAAAUGCUUGGCAUUGUCAUUGUUAGUGAAUAUGUUCGAGCUAUUGAAAAAAAACUGUAAUGCACCAAGACUUUU